Actinia tenebrosa (Australian red waratah sea anemone) is the source of this 1184-nucleotide messenger RNA. Its product is annotated as putative iron/ascorbate oxidoreductase DDB_G0283291. The record is from RefSeq and is a predicted model, not a curated record. NCBI's taxonomy places the organism in Eukaryota, Metazoa, Cnidaria, Anthozoa, Actiniaria, Actiniidae.
CGAGUUUCAGAGCAAGCUACCGGUUAUAGUAAGAGUCCUGCAAACACAAAUCUACGGGAAAAGAUCCGAUCGAGCAGAAAAUGGAAAAAGUGCCAAUCAUUGACAUUUCUCCACUUAUUGAGGGUGACCAGAUCAAAGCUGAUUCUCUUGCGAACGAAUUUAAGUCCGCCUUAGAGAGCUUUGGUGCAUUCUACAUCAAAGGCCAUGGGAUCCCUGUGGACGCAAUGAACACAGUCCUCCAACAAGCACGUGAUUUUUUUAGUCUACCGCUGGAAAAAAAGAAUGCGUUGUCAUUCAAGGACAGCAAUGCAUUUAGAGGGUAUUUCCAUAUGGGAGCAGAACUAACUGCCGGGAAGCCAGACAUCAAGGAAGGGUUUUUCUUUGGGAGUAAUGAAGGACGUGAGUCAGACUACGCAAUGUUUGGUGAAAACAGAUUCCCAGACGAGAAAGAUCUGCCUGAUUUUAAAGUCUGCAUUGAAUCCUUCAUGUCUUCACUGUCCGAUCUAGGAAUGAAGUUUGCACAAUUGUUUGCUGGUGGUCUUGGUCUGAAAGAUGACUUCAUACAAACAAUGUUUAACCCGCCGUUCUAUAACAUGACAUUAUGGCACUACCCUCCCCACCCUAAAGUCCAAGACGGCUGGGGGAUUGGGCCUCAUACUGACUAUGAAGUCUUUACUUUUCUCCUUCAAGACAGUGUUGGGGGACUGGAAAUGAAAAGACGUGAUGGGCGCUGGGUAGAUUUACCACCCAUAGAAGGGACUUUGUUGGUGAUGAUCGGUGACGUGACUGAGUGUUGGACCAAAGGUCUGUACCGAGCUCCUGUUCACCGUGUAAAGAACACUCAUUCAGUCAGCCGCUACUCUGCUGCCUUCUUCUUUCAGCCCAACCUGAAGACAGUAGUGGAGCCUCUGGAUAUGCAAGCCACAAAGAACUACGAAUACCAUCCUACAAGGAAGGAUUUGAAGAUACCUUUUAGUUAUGGGAAUCAGCUCAAGCUAAACUACGACAAAUACUUUGGUGGUGCAGCGACUAAAGUGCUGUACUGAGACCGCCCAACGAGACAAUAAUAAUAAACUAAAGAACAUGUAAAAUAUAAUUUAACAAAAAGAGGUAAGGAACUGGUCAGAAAGUGAAGGAGUGGGCCAUAAAUGUUCAAUUAUCAAACGACCAAAAAAAAAAAAAAA